AUGGAUCUGAACAAUUGUACCCGAGUGACUGAAUUCGUCCUUCUUGGCUUUCCGCACAUCUCUGGAUUGAACAUCACUUUGUUUAUCGUCAUCCUCCUGCUCUACGUUUUGUCCCUCUCGGGUAAUGGUUUUAUCAUUAUCGUUGUAAGAGUCAAUCGUCAACUCCAGAAGCCCAUGUACUUCUUCCUUAGCAACCUCUCUUUCCUUGAGAUAUGGUACACCACCGUUUUAGUCCCCAAAAUGUUGACCAAUCUGCUGUCAUCCAAGACCACCAUCUGCUUCUACUGCUGCAUGGCGCAAUCCUAUUUCCACUUUCUCUUGGGCAUCACGGAAUUUUACAUCCUCACGGUCAUGUCGUUCGACUGCUAUUUGGCCAUCUGCCAGCCCUUAAGAUACCCCACCAUCAUGACUGCAGGUGUUUGCUUCCAGCUCGCCCUGACUGCCUGGUUCGGGGGCUUCUGCACCAUCCUUCUCCAGACCGUGUUGGUGGUGAGACUGCCUUUCUGCCAUUCCAACGUGGUCGACCAUUUUUAUUGUGACAUUGGGCCCGUGUUGAAAAUCUCGGGGGGGGGGGCCCUGGGCUUUCUGAUUUCGGUAGCUGUCAUCUUGACUUCCUUGCUCCUGAAUGUGAUUUCUUACACCUUCAUCAUUUCCACUAUUCUCCGCAUCCCGUCGGCCAGCGGAGGGCGGAAGGCUUUCUCCACGUGCGCCUCCCAUCUGACCGUGCUCAGCAUCUUGUACGGGGCUGUCCUUUUCAUCUAUCUGAGGCCGUCCGCGGCACGUUCCUCGUUCAACUUCAACAAAGCCGUCUCCAUGCUGAACACCGUCAUCGCCCCUGUGCUCAACCCUUUCAUCUACACCAUCAGAAACGACGAUGUCAAAACAGCGUUGAGGAAGGUGUUGCGGUCGUUGGAGGGCAAAUGGGCUUCUUCUCCAUUGUGA
Ahaetulla prasina is the source of this 942-nucleotide messenger RNA. Its product is annotated as olfactory receptor 6X1-like. The coding region runs from base 1 to 942 and encodes 313 amino acids. The record is from RefSeq and is a predicted model, not a curated record. Gene Ontology annotation, molecular function: G protein-coupled receptor activity; olfactory receptor activity. NCBI's taxonomy places the organism in Eukaryota, Metazoa, Chordata, Lepidosauria, Squamata, Colubridae. Gene Ontology annotation, biological process: G protein-coupled receptor signaling pathway. Gene Ontology annotation, cellular component: membrane. The transcript has 2 exons.